Tupaia belangeri chinensis (Chinese tree shrew) is the source of this 447-nucleotide messenger RNA. RefSeq names its product dolichyl-phosphate mannosyltransferase subunit 3, regulatory (gene DPM3). The transcript has 2 exons. Lineage: Eukaryota; Metazoa; Chordata; Mammalia; Scandentia; Tupaiidae. Gene Ontology annotation, biological process: GPI anchor biosynthetic process. Gene Ontology annotation, cellular component: endoplasmic reticulum membrane; dolichol-phosphate-mannose synthase complex. The record is from RefSeq and is a predicted model, not a curated record. Bases 87 to 380 code for a protein of 97 amino acids.
AGCUCCCAGAGGGCCGCGCGAGGCGGAGCGUGCGCAGCAGGGGCCUUCCGGGUGCUGGCGCCGGGUCCGUGCCGGGAAGGGGAUGCAUGGUAAAGGUGACCAUGACGAAAUUGGCGCAAUGGCUUUGGGGACUGGCGCUCCUGGGCUCCGCUUGGGCGGCCCUGACCAUGGGCGCCCUGGGCCUGGACCUGCCCUCGCCCUGCCGGGAGGUGCUGUGGCCACUGCCCGCCUACUUGCUGGUGUCCGCCGGCUGCUAUGCCCUGGGGACUGUGGGCUAUCGCGUGGCCACUUUUCACGACUGCGAGGACGCCGCCCGUGAGCUACAGAGCCAGAUCCAGGAGGCCCGAGCAGACUUGGCCCAAAGAGGGCUGCGCUUCUGACGCCCUGACUUCGUUCCCAGGAAGCCCUCGUUCCCAUUUUCCAUUAAAGAGCGAGUUUAUUUUGUAA